UGUGAAUGUCACUAACUUAACAGGUGACAUUACUGGUAUUGGAGAGUAUGAAUACAAUGUCACGUUUGGGGAAUCAGAGUGUCAAAUCAUCUCUUGUAACGAAGGAACAAUUAAGAAACUACUGGAGAAGCAGUGGAAUACAAAACUGACAGGACCCGAAGACCUGAAAUGGGUUUUGAUCAUGAAAAGCAUGUGCCCCGAUUUGUUCAUGAACACAGUCAUAAAGCCAGUGUUUAUAAAUUUGGAGCGGGUGAUGAUAAAGCAGCUGAUAGAUGUGCCUUUUGAGGGGAAGAGUGUCAUUUACAAUCUGACGGAUUUAGCGGUCACAGCGGCAAAGAUAAACUUAACCGCUCUGGAUCAGACUGACGGCUCCAUUAACCUCACAGCUCCUAUGCUCACGUAUGAAGAAACGCAGUACACACCGCAAAUCUGGAUACCUACUGUGGUCUUCCAGAACAUCUCAGAGGAAAAGAGGAAAGUAGGCGUGGUGCUGUACAAAUCACCUGAACAGUUCAUGAGCAAGGGUGCGAGGCGACCUUGGAGUUUACUGAUUCGAGUGGAGCUAGUGGAAGAAGACCCCAUCAGAGACUUGAAGAGUCCCCUUCGGAUGCAGUUCAAGCUGACCCAGACAACAGGGCCAGCAAGUGUCACUGCGUGUUUCUGCCGUUUUAUCAGUUUCAGCAUUUUCUCCCUGUGUUCUGUGGUCAUCAAGCUUAGCUCCAACCCAUCGCCAAUCAUCAUUUUGUGUCUUUUCACAGGAAAACUACACCCAGGAGUGUCAGUUUUACAAUGAGUGGGGAAAUGGAACCUGGAGCAAUGAAGGAUGCAACACCACCAGGGUGAAGGAUCUGAAUGACACCGUGGAGUGCAGCUGUGACCACAUGACCCCUUUUGCUGUACUCUUGGUCCCGGCAAAAAAUAUUGACAAGGACACCUGGAAGAUCUUGUCUAUCAUAAGCUACAUUGGCUCUGGUCUGUCAGCUUUCUUUACUGCCAUCUCCAUCCUCACCUACUUUAUCAUCAGGAGCCCCUCGAGGGACCACUCCGUGACCAUCCACGUGUCCCUCAGCGGUGCCCUGUACCUGCUGAACCUCAGCCUCCUGCUGAAUGAGUGGCUGGCCAGCAUGCAGGUGCGGGCGCUGUGUCUCUUCAUUGCAACCAUGAUGCACUACAGCCUGCUCUGCAGCUUCACCUGGAUGGCCAUCGAGGCCCUGCACCUUUACCUGCUGAUCAUCAGGGUGUUCAACACCUACUUCCGCCACUACAUCGCCAAGCUCUCGGCCGUCGGCUGGGGUAUACCAGCUGUCAUUGUCGGAGUCUCAAUCGCCACCACGUACAAAUCAAACCAGUUUUACGGCCCCGUGGAACUAAAUCUGGAGAACUCAACCAGUUCACUCUGCUGGAUCAUGGAUGUUCAUUUCUUCUACGGGUUGAACGUCUCCUACUUCUGCAUCGUCUUCCUCUUCAACAACGGCAUCCUGCUGACGGUGAGCGCCAGGAUCUGCCAGCUGAGGAAGUUUGGGAGGAAGAGUGCCAUGAUGGUGCCGUGGAAGGACACCUGCACCGUGCUGGGACUUACCUGCCUGCUGGGGACCACCUGGGGCCUGGCCUUCCUCAGCUACGGAGUCCUCACCAUCCCCGUGCUCUACCUGUUCAGCAUCUUCAACUCUCUGCAAGGGUUCUUAAUCUUUCUGUGGAUCUGUGGAACCGCUCGGAAGGAGAAGAGGAACGCGGCCCUCGCCACAUCCGCGGGGACACUGGUCUCUACAGUCAAGCCCAAGUAGAACCCCGGCCCAGGACUGAGCUCGCUGGCACAGCGCACGUCCACCUUCACCCCCUGCCACUCAGCGGACACUCACCGUCCACAGCCACUUCCACCGCACAAACACAGAGCGUGUUAGACGACACACCGUGAAAUAUCGUAGAAAGUCCGGGACACGCGCAUGAUGUGACACAGCGCGUGGAAGGCAAUAUCUCUAUUAUUAUGAAAACGAAAAACUAACCCUAACCACAACCCUAACCCUAAAUUACAAAAAAUUGCAAUCAGCAACAAAACCUCAAUAUAUAAGAAAUUACAUAAAAGAGGGACAAAAGAGGGCAGUAACCCCCCCCC
Messenger RNA from Megalops cyprinoides (Indo-Pacific tarpon), 2113 nucleotides. Its product is annotated as adhesion G-protein coupled receptor G2-like. The transcript is spliced from 11 exons. The record is from RefSeq and is a predicted model, not a curated record. The coding region runs from base 882 to 1784 and encodes 300 amino acids. Gene Ontology annotation, biological process: adenylate cyclase-activating G protein-coupled receptor signaling pathway; cell surface receptor signaling pathway. Lineage: Eukaryota; Metazoa; Chordata; Actinopteri; Elopiformes; Megalopidae. Gene Ontology annotation, molecular function: G protein-coupled receptor activity. Gene Ontology annotation, cellular component: membrane.